This is a messenger RNA of Chlamydomonas reinhardtii, 10838 nucleotides long. RefSeq lists its product as uncharacterized. The transcript has 15 exons. NCBI's taxonomy places the organism in Eukaryota, Viridiplantae, Chlorophyta, Chlorophyceae, Chlamydomonadales, Chlamydomonadaceae. The coding region runs from base 388 to 10134 and encodes 3248 amino acids. The record is from RefSeq and is a predicted model, not a curated record.
GUUCCCCAGAUCAGCGCACUUGUCCGAGGCACCGAACAGCCGGGCCACAUAGGACUCGGCGCCGCGCAGGGUUGUACUGCAGUGAGGUGCGAUUGAUUAAAGCAGAAUCGGGCUGCGAGGUCACGGGUCGCUGGCAGCAGGUCACGGGUCGCUUUCCGCUUCACGGGCGAACUUCUCCCAUCAUAGCCCUCCGCUCAACGCUUACAGGCUUAAUAUCAACUUACAAGAAGCGGCAUAGACUUACACUUUCGCUGUAAGGUUGUGGACACCGUGCAUACCAGCAUCGUGUGCCAACGCUUGCGACCAUCCAGGAUGCACUGACUUGCGCUUGGUCGACUUCGGCUCGAUACAUAGCAGCCGCGGUAGCAGCGAACGGCAAGGACUAGCAUGGCAAAAGUAAGCAAUGUGGCCGCGCCUUCUGCGGCUGGAUGGUGCGAGGACUCGGCCCUUCUCCACGCCAUCUACGACUUCCCCCAUCUCUCAGCCGCGGCACACCAGCAGGAUGCAACUGCGAGUGGGCUUGCGGAGUUGUUUGCAAAGUUCGUGGCUCAGUUGCCUCUGGCAUCUGGGUCAGGCGAGCUAUCGGCGACAUCGGACGCUUCGUUCACUUCGUUCUCCAGCAGCUGCUGGGCGGACCUCACACCUGACGACCGCACAUCUCUUGCCGCAACCGCCAACUACAUCACGUCGGACCAGCAGGUGACGUGGUUUGCCGACUUCGGCUGCGCGCUCCUGGCCACCGGAGCGCUCGGGGGUGAUACCGGUGAGGCACUGGCGGUAUGUGAGGACCUCCGUCCACAGCCAGACCACAUAACUCUUCAUGUGGUGGCAUCGGAGUGCUGGCGCUUCGAGGCUCACGGUUCCCCCGGCGGUUCGGUACAGCACACCGCCAAGCCCGCUGCCGGCCCCGACAACGCGCCCACCGUGUGGUCAUGCGGCAACACCAUCCCCAAGUCCGGCCUGCCGUGCGUGCUGGGCAUCAUGCACGAGCUGAUCACCAAGAGCUGCAAUGCCAAGGCCAAGGAUGGUCAAAAGAGCUUUCAGCGCACCCCUGCCUUCAUCGUCGAAGUCGCUGGGCUGGCACUGCAGCGGCUGUGGGAGCAAGAGCAAGACGAUGGUGGGGGCCGCGGCGGUACCGGUGUGGCGAGCCAGCUGCCGCAACCGCGCGGCGGCACUACGGAUGUGGGGCAACACACCGGCCACGACACCGUGCGCAACACUUGCUGGCCUCUGGUGCGGGCUGUCGUGCAGGUUUCGCUGCAGUCCAUGCGCUUGUGCGGCCCACAGCAGCAGCCCGACCUGCUGUUCCGCCGCGCCAUGGCCCACAUGGACCUGUGGCUGCUGCGCCGCCAGGUGCAGUGCCUGAGCAGCCCCGCAGCAGCCGCCACGCCGAUCGCACUCACGGCGGCCAUGCACAUGCUGCACGCCACUGCCGCAAAGGCCGCAAACCUGGCGGCAGAGGGCGAGGACGUGUCGGCCUUUGUGUCAGCGUGUGACAUGUCACGGUCGGAGGUGGAGAGGGUGGCGGCAGAGCGGGCGUGGCAGGCGGCGGAACAGCAAAGCUUGCCUGACGUGGACUCUCCGGACGCACUGGGUGAGAUGGCGCUUCCAGCCGGUGUGCUCCCGGGACUGCCGCCGGCUCAGCGGACUGCUGGCGGUCUGGAGGCAGCGCUGCAGCGCGCCCAGGCCAACCUGGGCUCCGCGCCGCUACUGAAGCCGGGCGCUGCCUUCGUGGAUAUGCAGCAGAUGCUGGAGUCAGCGCUCUGGUCCAAGCCUGCCGGUGACGCAACGGCGCAGCUUGUGCUUCGCUCCGUCGAGCGCGAGUUGUUCACACGAGUCACCGCGCUGCUGCCGGCGGGGAGCAGCAGCCGGCCUCAGCUGUCGGAUGCAACCCUGGAGGCGCUGGAGGCGGUUGUGGACGGGUACCGCGACGCGCUGCACGCCUUCCUGCAAACGCCUGCGGCGCAGUCCGCCAUGCAGCCGGACGUGCGCAGCCGCGAGUUGCUGGUGGUGUGGUGCGCCUACUGCCUGGCGCAUGACUCGGUGGCGCGGCGGCACCCGCUGGUGCGCGAGUAUGGGCCUGCGCUGCAGUUUGAGGACCUGCGGCACCUGGUGCUGUCGGACCGGCCAGCGGUGGAUGCGCUACUGGCGGUGGCGGCGUACCUCAACCAGCAGCAGCAGUGCGGUGGGCCGCCGCUGUUUUCACUGCGGGACGGCGGCAGUGGCACCUUCGACUUUGCCGAGCGCUUUGCAGGGCAGGACAGCCUGCUACAGCAGAUCCUGGCCAGGGAGAGGGCAGACGCGGCAGCUCGCGUGGACGCCCACUGGGGUGAGGUGCAGCAGCAGAAAGGUGACUUGGCAAAGGCGCGUCAGGAACUGGCGUCCCUGCAGGUCACUGAGCAAAGCUUGCGGACCCAGCUCAGCCGGGCAGACUACUACUCGUGGGAAUACGAUCACACCAAGACCCGCAUCAACAGCAACUUGUCGGCUCAAAGCAGCUGCACGUCCCGCAUCAGCAGUCUGGAGAAACCGCCGGCACCGGUGCUGCAGCCGCUGCCUGCCGCAAACGGCCUGGCGCGGCGGUGGCUGUUCUUCCUCCACAUGCCGCCGGCCUUCCGCUGCCUGUCGCGGCUCAGCUUCCUGGGGCAGCAGGUGCUGCUGCCGCGGCCGCUGGACGGCCGCAGCCCGCAGCUGGCAGCUGUGUAUGCAGCUGUGUCGGUGCAGCUGCCACCCACAUCUGUUGUCGCUUAUUACAACGAGCGCCGCGCAGUUCGCGCCUACAUCUCCAUACCGACUCAGACCUUUGAUGGCAAGGAUGGCGCCGUCAUGCUUUACGCGAGUGGCGAGCCGCCUCAGAAGGUUGGGCCCACAAGCAUCGACCACUACAACUCGCCAGCCGAUGGCGUGUGGUACCCAGACUCCCUGGAGCCCCACUUGUUUUGGAGCGGCACCGGCAGCGCCGCCGACAGCGGCUGCGGCCUCCCGACGUGCUUCAACCCGUUCGCGCGUGUGGAUGUCACCACCGUGGAGGAGUUCUUCACCGUGCGGCUGCCGGGCAAGGCGGCGGUGCUGCAGUGGGCGGCGCACCAGCACGGGACGGGGGAAACCACACCGCGAGAGCGUGGUAACAUGGCGCUAGCGAAUCAAGAAUCUUGCCCGACUGAGUUGCUGUCCAAGAGCGAGUUCCUGCAGUUCGGCCGCAUGCGCGCCCACCCGCUGCAGCAGCUGCGGAAUCUGUGCGAGGUGCUGCGGCGGCAGGACCAGGCGCUGCCGCUCACCGGACCAGCCGUGCAGCUGCUGCUGCGGCAGCUGCUGUUCCAUGUCGGGCCCAUCCACAUCAGCACGGCUGGCAGCAGCAGCACCGCCAGGAGUCGGCACCCUCAGCUGCUUUGGCGCACGGGCUGGGAGCAGCCUGGGGAUGUGCUGGAUACGCUGUGUGCGGAGUUGGGGGCCCUCGCCGACACUCUGGACGGCAAGGUGCGAGAUCACGAUGCCAUCCUGCUGCUGGGCGAGGUGGCGGCUUACCUGGCGGACUGGCACGCACCGUGCGGCGCCGUGGCGCGCCGCUUUGCCGUCAUCACCAUGAGGGAGGCAGACCGGCUGCAGGCGGAGCUGGAUGCAGCAGCAGGAAUAGCGGGAGAUGACCGACGCGUGUCGGAACUGCUGGCGCGGCAGGUGCGCUGGCGGGUGAUGGCGCUGCUGUGCUACGGCGCCGGCCCGCUGGCGCCUGCUGGUAGCAGCACCGGUCAGAAGCAUCAGGCAGCGGAUGUGGCGGUGAUGGUGCGGCUGAUGGUUCAGAUCUGCCACGGCCUGACCUUCCAGGAUGACCCUGCUAAGCUGAAGGAGCUUCAGCUGCUGCGCGCCCGCGCGCACAACGUCAUGGCGUCACGUGUGGAGCGGCUGCGUGAGCUGAUCAGCGGGCGCGAGGACGCAGUGCUCACGGCCGCAGUGGCAAGUGUGCUGGAGCGCACACCGGCGUCGCUGAACUGGUAUGAGUUAAUAUACCCUACGUUAGCGCAGCAGCCGCCAGCAGCCAGUUAUCAGGCGGAGGGCUCGGACGGGCGCCUUUACAGUAUCAACAUCCUGGAUGGCACCGUCCUGUUCGACGGCUGCCCGCCCAGCCGCCUGCCCAAAGAGAUUGUCCAGCAUCCGCUAUACGUCCGCACCUUUGGCAGCUUCAACUUCGAGGUGGCAUUUGCUGGGGGUACAGAGCAGGGCGGCGGCACUGAGAUGGUGCUGCAGACGCUGCGCAAGGUACGGGGUCGGCUCUACGACUUCCGCCUGUGCGCCGCAGCAGCCAGCGAGCAGUCAGUGCAGCUGGUGAUAACGGAGGUCGAUGCAGAGAACGGAAGCGAGCGGCUUGAGCUGCUGGACGCGGGGGCCGACAGCAGCUGCCGCGGCUGGGGCGAGCAGCUGCCGGUGCGGCUUCGCGAGCUGCACAGCCACUGGCUGAGCCGGCAGCGCGGCGUGCUGGUGUUGCGGCCGCGCAGCUUCCAGGAGCACGACUGCGCCUACCUGGCCAAGUGCCUGCCUGGCAGUGGCAGCAGCGCAAGCAGCUUGAGGCUGCCAAUCAGCGCAGCAACGCCCAGCAAGUACGACUGCCGGCGUGUGCCCCUGCAUAAGCAGUCACAGCACUGGUUAGAGCUGCUGUCGCUACUGCUCAUUGAAGGGCAGGCAGCAGCCGAGGCAGCCGCGGCGCAGUCGGCGUUGCUCGACCGCCUGGUGCUGCUGCGGGGAUCCAAGGUUGUGGACUCUAUCCUCGCCAAGUUCGAGGACCCGCGUUUCAUCCACACCUUCAUCAGUGUCAGCAGCGGCGAGGCGUCGUUCGAGCUGCCCCGCUGUGGCCUGGAGUUCAGCAUGGAGCAGCAGGCGCCAGGGGCUGGGCAGCAGCAGUUGGGCGCGCACCAGGCCAGCUGCUGCCAGCUGCUAUCGCGCAACUACACCGGCUACCGCCUGAGGCGGGUGCAGCAGCUGGCUGAGCGCUGCAACACGGGCGGUGGCGCAACAGGCACAGUCACCUACACGCUGCCCGAGUUCCGGCAGUACCUGGUCCUGGAGCGCAUCCCGCAGCCGUCCGUAGCGCCUGUAGGAGCUCAGCGUGCGGAGGUGCUGGUGCUGGUGCCAGCGGGCGUGGUGGCCAGCCGCGUGUGGGAUGCCAACGGCGAUGGCAGUAAUGUUACUGGCGUGGAGGCGCUUGUCUGCAUCACCCUUCCAGCACGCAGCUCAGACAGUAUUAAAGUGCAAUGCUAUGAGGUGCACGGCCGCUUCGGCCACAUGCGCGCCGGCACGCGCCUAGCACGGCUGCAGCUGGCGGCGCUCUACGCCGCCACCUCCACUCUGCUGCCGGAGCCGGGCAGUCGCUGCACCGGGGCUCAGAUGGCCAUGGAGCUGCUGCGGCAGUGCUGGAUCAACCGGCCGCUUGGGGCGGCUGAGGCGGAGCAGCUGGCGGCGGUGGAGCGUCUAGGCGGCCAUCUGGCGCCGGGGCUGCACCUGCUCGCACACGACCUCGCCGCCAGCGCGGCGCAACUGAUGCACCUGCACGCAGCGUCAGCGGCGGGCACGCUGCCAUCGUCUUCGGCUACCCAAACUGCAGGGGCAGUUGGCGGCUCAGCUGCUCCGGGCACCGGCAGUGGCAACACCUCCGCCCUUGAUGCACAUGACCGCACGGUUAUGCCGCGCCUGUGCGCCGACCAUGCACAUGCAUACGCAGCGCGCUGGCGUGCAGCAGAAGAGGACCUGCCACCAGGCUGGGGUGUGAACCCGCGCCUGCUGCUGACGCCUAUUGAGGAGGAGCGGACUCUGGGCAGGCUCCUGCCCUGCAAAGGGCCACCGGCUUGGCGUCGGCAACGGCAUUUCCAGCUGAUCUCCGUGCUGGAGGUAGCGCCGGCGAUUCCAACUACAUUCGUGAAGGAAACGGAGGCCGAGCUGCAGAGCCUGCUGCUGGUGCCACCGGGCAGGUCAGCUAUAGCGCCGGCGCCCUACCCGCUUGCCGCGUCUCACGUGCCGCUGCGGCCGCUCGAGGCGGACAUGCACGCUGAGCUGCGCGAGAGCUGGGAGGCGCACCACUUGCAGCCGGACCUUGCGGCGUAUGGCGUCAAGCCAGGGUGCCUGGAGCGCGUGCGUGGCCUUAAGGGCACCACAACUGCGCACCGCCGCAGCCUGGAGGCGCACCUGCUCAGGCAGCUGGCGCUGGUGCCGGUGACUGUGGGCUGCCACGGCAGCAGCCUGCGCCUGCUGAGGGCCGGUGCUGCCGCACCCGAAGCUGGGCCUCUGGACCUGAUGCGAGUCGCGGUGCGGCCCGAGCUGGUCGCUGAGUUCAACCCCUUCUUGUCGCGUGAGGCGGCGCAGGAGCUGCAGCAGCGCAUGGGGAUGUGGCUGCAGCUAUGUGUGCUGGAGGACAGGCUGGGGCGGGUGGAGGCGCUGGCGGCGGCGCGUGAGGCGGGCGAUGACUGCCUGCCACAGCUGGUGCAGGAGCUUGGCGUGCACCGCACCUGGGACGCGGCGGCGCACCCGGAGUGGCUGGUGUUUGAGGUGGAGUCGCAGCUGCAGAUCCGGCCGCAGCAGUACACCGUGGCCCGCAUGCUGAUGGAAGGCGGUGACGGGCCCAUCGCACAGCUCAACAUGGGCGAGGGCAAGACGCGCGUCAUCCUUCCCAUGCUGGUGCUGGCGCUGGCGGAUGGCAAGCGCGUGGUGUCGCUGGCGUUCCUGUCCACGCUGCUGGAUGAGGCCUAUGCCUACCUGCACGGGGCGCUGUGUGCGGGCGUGCUGGGCCGCAAGCUGUUCACGAUGCCCUUCCACCGCGACAUCGAGCUCACGCCGGCACGCGUGCUGCGCAUGCGGGCGGCGCUGGCGCACUGCAUGCAGGGCCGUGGAGUACUCCUGGUGGCACCCGAGCACCGCCUGUCGCUGGAGCUCAAAUGGAAGGAGCUCCUUCUGGAUCACACGCAAGAUUGUAUGGCUGCAGCGGAAGCGGUCAGUGCUUCGCCCGGCUUGCGGCAGCAGGUUGUCACACAGCUGGCGGCGCUGCUGCGCGACCCCGUCCUGAGCAUCCUGGACGAGAGCGAUGAGCUGCUGCACCACCGGUAUCAGCUCAUUUACGCGUGUGGCGGCAAGGCCCCUCUGGUCAGUUUUGAGGCCCGCACCGGCGCCAUCCGCGCUGUGUUCGACUCCAUCGCCUUCCUGUCCAACAGCGGUGAGCUCCUCCUGCCGCACGCCAGCCGUGUUCUGGAGCCACCCAUGACAUCCAGUCCGGACGAGGAUGCACCAUCCGGAGGCACAAUGGACCCUGUGGCGGCAGCUGCCACAGCCGGCAUGUUCUGCGGCCUGCGGCUGCUGCCGGGCCCAGACCUGGAGGCCGCCCUGCCCGCCUUCCACGAGCAGCUGGCACGUCACGUGCUGGACCACCUGCCGUUCGAGUUCCAGAAGAUGGCCAACCUGCUGGACCCGGAGAUGAAGGAGCGGGUGGUGGCUUGCAUCACCGGCACUAACACGAGUGCCGAGGAGGCGCUGGGCGAGGAGCUAAUGGCCAAGCUGACGGGCCCGGGCGGCGGCUCGGGCCUGUACGAGUUCGUGCUGGCGCUUCGUGGGCUGCUGGGCUGCGGCAUCCUGAGGCACGGCCUGACGCUGCGGAAACAGGUCGACUACGGCAUCGACAGGCGCAAAGCCAGCACCGCGAGCAGCGCCACACGUGCCCGGACGCGCAUGGCUGUGCCGUACGGUGCCGCGCACACGCCCUCGGAGCGGUCCGAGUUCGCGCAGCCCGACGUGGCGCUGCUGCUGACGCACCUGGCAUACCGCUAUGACGGACUGACCCUGCCUGAGUGCACGGCCGCGGUAGAUCGGUUGUUGCACGGGCUGGGCAAGGAGGCGGCGGCGGACCACUAUCGCGAGUGGCUGGAGCUCUCGGUUGACAGCAUCCCGCACGACGAGCUGGCUCGUUUUGCGGACGUGAACCAGCUGGACGCCAGCAGCAGCUCCCAGAUGGCGGCCAUGCACCGCCACCUGCGCCGCAACACCGCUGUGGUGGACUUCUGGCUGCGCUUCUGUGUGCUGCCGGCCGAGACCCGCCAGUACCCCCAGCGGCUGGGGGCGAGUGCCUGGGACCUGGCGGCGGCGGGCGCCCGCGUCAUGGGCUUCAGCGGCACCAAUGACAAUUACCGGCUACUGCCGCUGCGCGUGCACCAGGCGGUGCCAGAGGACGCUGCCCUGAAGGCCACGAACGGCAGGAUGCUGGACGUGAUCAUCAACUGCACUCGUGGCUUCCACACACUGCCGUCUGUAGAGGACUCUGGCGGCGUGCCUGUGUGGCAGUCGCUGCUGCAGAUGGCGCUGGACACUGGGGCGCAUGCGGUACAGGACUGCGGCGCACUGAUGGCGGGCACCAGCAACAGGCGCGCUGCUGUGUUCCUGCUAGCUGGGCCGCGUCUGCAGCGCCUGCAGCAGCUUGGCUUCCGCGGCGUCACCUAUUUUGAUGAGGCGGCGCGCGGCUGGGUGGUACUGGAGCACACCGGCCGCUGCCUGCCACGAGCCAGCUCGCCGCUGCAGGAGCACGAAAACUUCGUGCUAUAUGAUGAGGCGCGCUGCCGUGGCGCGGACCUGAAGCUACAGCGGAGCGCGGUCGGGCUGCUGACGCUGGGGCCGCGCGUGUGCAAGGACAAGCUCAUGCAGGCGGCGGGGCGGCUGCGGCAGCUGGGCCGCGGCCAGGCACUGCGCUUCGCUGCAACCGCUGACAUUGCUGCUCGCGUGGUGGAGUACGCCGCAGCAUCCGGAGCAGCUGGCGGCGCAGCGGCUGCGGUUGCUGCAGCCGCAGGCCCUCGCGCUGUCGACGUGCUGGCGUGGGUGAUGGGCAACACCGUGGACGCCAACCUGCACGGCGUGGCGCAGUGGGCGGCGCAGGGGCUGCACUUCGCGACCACCCUCGGCGCUCCGGAGCGCUCUGUGCAGGAUGAGGUGCUGGGCCUGCGAGAGCUCUACGCGAGCAGCAAGGCGCCGCACCCCGUUGGCAAUGUGGUGGCGGCGGCCGCGAAGCAGGCGCGGCUACGCCGUGGCAGUGGCGCAGGUGGCAGCACCAACAGUUGUGCCGCAGCAGCCCGGGCUGCCGCCGGCAGUCGCGGCAGGCCGGCAACAGCCGGCGAUGCUGAUAGCAGUCUUUGCAUUGGGUCAACGGCAGCAGCAGCAGCGAAGAUCGUAGAUGAGCUUGAGCAGCUGGCGGCGCGCUACGGCGAGGGCCACUCCGUCCGCGCCGGCAGUGGCGCGGACGAGGAGUGUGAGCGGGAGCUGGAGCAGGAGGAAGAGGAGGAGCAGGAGGUAGAAAAGCAGCCGCCGAAGCAGAAGCCCCGGCUGGAGACAGACUGGCCAUCAUACUCCACCGCGUGCACAGCCUCCACUCUGGUGCAGCUGCAAGCAGCCACCGCGCACGGCACGCUGCAGCCGCUUUCUACAGCGGUGGAUUGGUUGGACAGCCAGGACCCGACCCAGCCCAUGGACGCUGUACCCUGGUCAGACAAGGUGUACGUGACCCAGAACUACCUGCACGCCAUCGCGGACCCGCCCGAUGACCAGCCGCUGAACGACUACCUGCGACCGGUGGGCUGGCUGCUGGUGCUGGCGGGCGGGGAGGUGGUGCUGCUGUCGGAGCGCGAGGCAGACCAGCUGCUGGCAGCGGCCUGGCAUGCAGCGGCCAAAGGCGCCGCAGCUGCUGGCCGUAGCGGUGCCGCGGCAGCGGAUGGGCCGCUGCUCGUGAGCCUGGCCUACGCCUGGCAGGCGGUGGCCUUCCCAGCGCAGGCCAAGACGCCGCUGCUGGUCACUAACCUGGGGAUGGCGGCAGCUGGCAUCACGCAGGCCCCUGCGACUGCAUGGGCUCAGCUCAAGGAGCGGCUGGGUGUCCGUCAGCUGAUCAAUGUGCGGGUGUUUGCCGGCGAGACCUCCUACCGGGUCCGCCCGGGCCUUGCGGGCGCCGCACUGGGCAAUGGGAACGCGAAGCUAGAGGCCGCUGCUGUGGAGGCGGAGCUGCGGCGCCUGGUGCAGGGGCGGCGGCCGCAGGUGCAGCAGCUGCUGGUGAUGCGCGGCCGUCAAUCGCAGAUGUCGCGCAGUGACCUGGAGAAGGCGGUGGAGGGGCUGCAGCUGCAGCUGUGAGAGGAAAUUGGAAAUGGGCUGCAGCAACUGCAUCGUCGAAGUCCAUGUGGCCCCACUAACUCCUUGGAGUCCGGAGGCGCGUUGGGAAAAACAAAGGUCCAUGUCGAUGGGGAACAUGUAGCACCAUGUCCGUAGCCUUCUGACUUCCUGAAUCUAAGUAAGCGGCUGCAUGGACACAGAAUAAAAGGGAAUGGCGUGGCAUGCUGCAUGAAAGUCGAAUUCGGUUGCGUUGACAGGGCAAGGUUCGUGGAGUAGCGCGGAUUCUGACGGUUAUGGCUAUUCGUCAGGAACGCCACGAAGGGAUACAGGUGUGUGACGUUGCUUGUUGCGUGUUGGUGGUUGCCUGGCACGGUGUGGCGAAGAAGACGCGCCAUGCAGGCAUUAAGCGCUGUGCACGAGAGGAGCUGAGGGCCCAGGGGGCUGAGGUCACAAAGUUGGAGUUGGUGUCAACUAUCAUGUUGCUGUUGCAUGUUCCUGGUGCAUGUACUCUGCGUGAUGCUUACUUGGCCGUACCGUGGUAUCUGUAGAGCCCAAGCUUGUGCCAACUGCGAGAUAGGAAGCAAGCCAUGCUAUUUGUUCAGCAGCAGAGUUACCGUAUGCACGUUGCCGCGUCCCUGAUCCAGCCGCCCCAGGUGGCCAGGGCCGUAGCCAUAUGCAACCAGGGCUGCCAACAGGAUGGGAUCUACAACCCGUCAAAAACGACU